GACCAUCCCUUUAAGUUUAGAUAAAACGUGUGCUUAGUGGAGCGAAUGAAAUCAGUGCCUCGAUGCCCCCAAAAGGUAUCGAACGUUUUCCAACAAUGAGUCAAGUACACAGACUGUCGUCAAAUUGUAUUUGUAUCCGGCUUACACAUUUAAUAUCAAACUAUCGAAUGAUAAACAACUAUUCGUUGGGUAUAUGGAGACAGGAUCAGUGUACUUUUCAGCCCUAUCUAUUUCGUUUGUACAUUUUCGAUACAUCUUAGCCACAGUGCCCUUCAAAACCAUGAAUUUGUUAAUUUACUUUGCUGUAAUGUUAAUAAUAGAAAAAGGAAAUGGUUUAAAUCUGAGAUCAUCCGUCAUUCUAGACGAUAGGGGCUAUGCCAACAUCGCCGUUGCUAUUGAUGAUUCGAUACCGGAGAACAUGGAUUUAAUCACGGCAAUUCAGGAUAUGUUCAGGGAUGGAUCUAGGUUUCUUUACCAAGCUACUCGAAGGCGUGUCUUCUUCAAAAAUGUCACCAUCCUCAUUCCAUCUCACUGGACCAAAAGAUCAGAAUAUGGAUCUCCAGGUCGACUGACCUUUGACACAGCUGACGUCAUUGUUGCCGAACCGAACCCAAUCUGGGCCCCUGAACCAUACACCCAGCAAGUCCUCGGGUGUGGACAACCAGGAAGUUUUAUUCAUUUUUCACAGAAUUUCCUUCUUGAUGACGAAGUGACAGGCAUUUAUGGAGAAUUAGGUCGAAUUCUUGUACAUGAAUGGGGUCAUUAUCGUUGGGGUUUAUUCAACGAAUAUCCAGAUGAGGUAGGGGAUGCAGAUCACGUGGUACAUUUCUACCAAUCAAUGAUGGAUUUGCGAUGGAAGCCAGUUACUUGCUCUCAGGAAUACAAAUGGAGUCCAACGAGAAUCGUUCAAAGAGGGAAUGCUAUUUUGUAUGGAAUGUGCGAUGGCAAUCCGGCAGAUGGAUAUCAAAACGGAUGCAUAGUGCGUACUACAUCUGCAGGACAGGCCACCGGAUCUAUCAUGCACGGCCCAUUAACAUACCCGCAGAUCGUUAAUUUCUGCGAUGACGAUCCCUCAGAUACCGGCAACCUUCAUAACAGUGAAGCACCAAAUAAACACAAUCGACUCUGUAACGCAAGAAGUGCAUGGGAAGUCAUGAGAGGUCAUGAAGAUUUUACUGCAGAUAAUUAUUCUUCCCCUCCUGACCUGAGUGAUGCCCAACUUGAGCCUAGUUUUCAUUUGGUACAAGCAGGUAGCAGAGAUGCAUGUCGGGUAGUCCUCGUUCUAGACACAUCGGGUAGCAUGGGGAGCGCAAAUCGAAUUGACAAAGUAAACAGUGCUGCCACUGCUUUUGUGAACCUUGUUGAUGACGGGCUAUGGUUAGGUGUUGUCACUUUCACAAACUCACCAACGACCGAAAAAGAGCUGACACAGAUUAGAACUCCAGCUGAGAGAGACUCGCUGCGUGGUAUCUUUAACCUGACUGCCUCUGGAGGAACUUGCAUUGGCUGUGGACUUGAAAGAGGUUUAGAGGUUUUAAUGGGGCAUCCAAGUGGAACUGCUGACGGUGGACUCAUUCUGUUAAUGACUGAUGGGAGAGAUAGUAGAAUAGACAAUCAUCCCAUCCGUCAAACCUUGAGGAAUAAUGGCGUUAGGGUUAAUACAGUGGCUAUUGGAGAAGAUACCUAUGGUGAACUCAAUCUGAUUGCACAGGAAACAGGAGGGGCAGCGAUAUUUUAUCCAGAUAACGGUACUUCUUCCAUUAUUAGUGCCCUGACACAAACCGUGGAGAUGUGUACAACAACAAAUAGCAUCGGUAUUCAGUUGGUUGGUGAAGGAUUUUUACUAGGAAAUGGAAGUAUUCAAGCAGGCAGACUCAAUUUUGAUAACUCAAUCGGCAACAGGACGCAGUUCAUUGUUACGUAUACGUCUUCAUCUAGUUCAACUGCUCCAGGAGUAAAUGUGGUAAUUACACAACCCGACAAUACAACGAUCACAGAACGUAAUCAACAAUAUACUGUCCACACCAACAGAAAUGUCAUCACCAUAGCAGUCGAAGGACUGGCCAUGAGUGGCGAAUGGUCGUAUUCAAUAGAGAAUACGUUUUCGGGACUUCAAUCUGUGACCUUCUCCGUGUUUUCAAGAAUCAACAUGGAGGGAGAUGACGAGCCAAUCGUCAUGAAAUCAGGUGUUGGUAAUUCGGUCCUCGAUUUAUCUGUCGGCGUCAAACCACUGAGCGCCUUCGUCAAACUUAGUAAAGGUUUUCAACCUGUCGUGAAGGCAAUUGUUCGUGCUAUCGUGGAAAAGCCCGGUGGAUAUGUAGCUGAUCUCAUAGAGCUUCGUGACGAUGGUGGAGGUGCUGACAUAACAGCUAAUGAUGGCAUCUACUCCCGUUUCAUUACAAACAUCACGGGAAAAGGGUUCUACGGUAUUCGUGCGAUUUCUGAGAACGACGGAUCAGCGAUCAUUUUGACCCGUGCUCGAACAGGGCUAUCAAGGGUUCAAGCUGCACUUCGAGUGGCUGAUGACGGGACGAUAAUUUCUCCAGGAACUAUUGGCUCUUACGAAGUACGUUUUCCUGGAGUUGAAUCCAGCCAGACCCUACAGGGUGUACCUGCACCAGCAUUUACCAGGAGUUCUUCGGUCGGUUCAACAACGAUUACAAACCUCCCUGAUGGAUUUACUCCGGGCCAGGACCUGUUUCCACCAGCUAGGGUUCAGGACCUACGGGUCACAGUGACGUUUGUUGGGAACUCCUCCUUGGUUCUCACUUGGAUAGCUCCUGGCGAUGACCUGGACACAGGAGCGGCAACAUAUUAUGAUAUCAGAGUUGGUAACUCUUCCAGUCAGCUCCUAGGUAAUUUCUCCAACGCAACUGAAGUAAGCCAAUCCAGUAUUCUCGCGGGGAACUUAUCCUCACCAAAGCCAUCAGGUUCAGUAGAAACCUUCAUCAUCACUGUACCGGAUAUGACAGAGUUAAAUUCCUUCUCGUACAGCUUCGCUCUACGCGCAAUAGAUGAUGAUGGAAAGUCAAGCCCGAUAUCGAAUGUGGCAAUAGCAACCUUCAGACGCGUCAUACCGUCUCCUCCUUCUACCCCUCCUGGUCCCUGUAAUGGUACAGCAUGUAUAAACGGUGGAGAACUUGAAGAGUCUACCUGCACCUGUUCAUGCACAGAUGAUUUUCAGGGAAACCUCUGCCAAUAUAACAAAACGCAAUUGCGGAACGGUGUGCAGAUUCAUCUUCGAGCCAAUAUUAGCCAGUGUGGCCAGCUUCUAGAUUCCCUCCUUACUGCAUCGAGUGACCAGCUCAAUGAUUAUUGCCUCAACGAGUUCGAAUCUUGCUGCCCUGGAGAAGCGAUCGCGAACAGACCUCAAGGAAAUUACGUAAGUGAUGGGGGUAUGAUGAUAGCAGAUGGUUAUCCGAUAUCGGCAGACCAAUCGGAUGAUUGCUAUGUGGUUCUUUUCGCCAUUCGACCGAACGAACCAGAAUUGUGCGGAUCGAACAGACGAAGAAAAAGAAGCAAGAUGGAAAUACGAGUGAAGAGACAACUGCCAGAACAAUCAGUUUUCGUAGCCCAGAGCCUCCUCCUAGGUGCCCUUUCUUCAGGGGAAUCAGCUAUAGAGAUCGCUAUCGGUACAGACAUCUACAGUAUUACAUUACCUCACGUAGAAGGUGAUCGAAGAAGUACGGUGCCAGCAUUCGUGAUCGGCGCUGCAGUCGCAGCAGCGAUCAUCUUCAUACUUCUGAUCCUCUGUCUUUUCGUUUGUUGCGCGAGAGUGUCUAUCCGAAAUGAAUUUUUGAAGGAAAGAUAUUACAACCAAGACAGAAAGUCGAAACAAGGACCAAGAUUUGUUGGUGAAGACCCUACGGGAAGGAAUAUAUCCACGAUCAGCGGAAGACCUCAUUUACGAAUCAAUCCUGUCAAUUCACGUCGAAAGCCUGAUGGUAGUCAAUUGGAAUCAUAUGGAAUGGAAUCAUACCCGAUGUCGAUUUACCAUAGACCAUACGAAAUGUGAAAUUUCCUCUACGAUUUAUCAAUAACACAUUCAGAUAAAACCACUGAUUCUAACACUAUGUGCACGAAACAGGCCGUGAUUUCAAUAUUGACAUUCAGUUCGUAUUCGGUGUAUUUCGAAAGAUUUAACAAACUUAGAAUACAAUUUAGCACUGAAUUAAAAAAAAAUGCAAGGUUUAUAUAGGUAAUUUGCAGUUAUAUUCCAUGUUGUUUAAUCCUAGGUUGUAAGCAUGCAGUCAUCUGUCCAGCUUACAAUAACUUAAAUUACUGACGUAUAAAAAUGUAAUGACUUUUUAUUCAAAUAUUAUGUUUGCCAAAUAUAUAUGUCACGUGAUUAGUUGCCACUCUAAAUAUUUGAUAAUUCUAUAUUGUAACAAGUCCAAGACAUUCCUUUGGAUUGACACAAAAGUCAAAGAGAAUAUAUAAGUACAUUUUUCUUGAGGUAACUGACAUAGUCCACAACCAUCAUAAACAUAUAGUCACGCAUAAUUUUGUUUUUUUUCCAGAGUGAGGGCAAGACGUGUAAAAAAAUUAGAAAAAAUCGAGGAAACUCAAAAGUGAGGGAUCGAAGCAACUGAGCUUGCCAUGGGGCACAAUUACUGCACAUUAUCAUGUUGAAAUUAAAGGAAUUUUGUGAAAAUUAUCAUGAAAAAGGUUUCCAAAAUUUCUGGGGAAGGCAACCCCCUCCCCCCAUCUCACCCCUUCCACUGCAUACGACCAUAACCAUGGCUAUAGCUGAAAAGAUGUCUGUAAUCAAUGGAUGUAUAAAACCAAUUGGCCAAUAUAUUUAGUUAUAUAUUUAUUAUUCAUUUAUUUUUUUUUAAUUCUGCAGGGUAGGCCUGUUCAGUUAUGCAAACCUGCUUUCCAAAGGCGCCCUGCAGUUUAACAAAUAACUCAACAUUAUAGCAACUAAAUGUAUGUAACAUAUAAUCAAGUGAAACAGAACACAAUAUACAUACAAAGGGAAUCAACAAGCAUCAUGGAAUCAUUACAUCAAGAUAUCCAGUGUAACAGUCAGAAUUAGAAUGAUUUUACAGUGAUUUCUUUCAAUGCAUGGAGGGACGUGCAUUUUCUUAUAUCAUAAAAAAGCGAAUUAAAUAGGACGGCAGCAACAUAUUCAAAAUAUUUUCUUGUAUAAUCCGUCCUUGGGCAGAGUAUUUGAAGGGGAAAUUCAUUUUUAGACUUUCAUAUUUGGUCAUCAGUUUCAAUAAAUAUCGAAAUACCUCUGUUGGAUCUUGAUGAGGAAAAGAAAAUAAAGAUACUAUUAACAGAUUGAAGGGAAUUCAUAGAUCAAUGCAUCCUUGUCUACAUGUUUAAACGUGCGUGGAACUCAUGAAUCCCACAAUUUAUUGACAUAUUUGUUGAUAGAAUUUUUUUGUGGUAGCUUAAUCUGUAUUUACGCAUUCUCUGAGAUGUCUUUAAGUAAUGAACAUAACUGGGCAAUUCCAUAAAGUAAUCAACCUUUUUGUACGGCCGACCCCCAUUUAUCUCAAGUCUUAAGUCACUUAAUAAACUGACCAAGUCAUGGACCCUUGGGAACAGUACUGACUGUCAAAAGAACAAGAAAUCAGAGACAGAAAAUUUCAUGAAGUCCCCACAUAUAGGGGGUCGGACGUACACAUUUUAUGAUGGAAUUGCCCAACUGCAUGAUUAUGUUUCGAGGUAGCACAGCGGAUGUAUAAAGGGUACAAUGUAUUAAUCUAAUAAUAACUUAGAAGCAAUUGCCUAAUAUACAAUUCAUGUUUAACGGUACACUUUAGAACUAAAUUGACUGGCAGAAAUUAACUAAAAGAAAAAUUGCAGUUUGCUGGUAAAUGAGUUGAAGUCCAUCAACGCUGAAAUUGUGAGUGAUUUUGCUUCAUUAUGGUUGUAUUUUUUGUAAUGUAUGAAUUGUUUUAUAUGGCCUUUUGUUUUCUAAUAACAAACAUUGCAACGUAAGAUCCCUGAUAAAACCACGUUGUAUUUAGAACAUCCAAUGCAAAUCAAUAAUAUUUACAAUUCUAUACAAAAAAUAAU
Lytechinus variegatus (green sea urchin) is the source of this 6030-nucleotide messenger RNA. RefSeq names its product calcium-activated chloride channel regulator 1-like. The record is from RefSeq and is a predicted model, not a curated record. The transcript has 21 exons. Gene Ontology annotation, molecular function: protein binding. NCBI's taxonomy places the organism in Eukaryota, Metazoa, Echinodermata, Echinoidea, Temnopleuroida, Toxopneustidae. Bases 194 to 4015 code for a protein of 1273 amino acids.